AUGACUGUAGAUAUGGGCGAGGUGACUAGCGGCGUUCCUAAUCCCUCUACAACUGCUGUGCCGAAUCCGACGCCUGAUUCGGUGAAUCCGGAUCUUGAUCCUGCUUCUGGAGAUCAAGGGUUGCCUACCGCCGGCCAGAAGCGUCCUGCUGGGGACCAGGCUGGGGCUUCUACCAAGCGUCCCAAGAAGAAGAAAUCUUCUGGGGUGUCUUUCGAGGAGGCACCUCGGUUUGCUGCUUGGGCGGACGCGCAAAAUCCGCCUCGUCUUUCAAACGUCGCCAUUCUUCAUGCUUGCAUGGAGAAUAUUAUGAUAAAAGAGGACAUUGAGUCCAUUGAUCGCGAACAUGGCGAUAAUUUGGCUGAGUUCGCCUGUCUCGGCGGUUUUUCGGUGGUCCAGUCCAUCGCUGUUUUGGAGCGCCGCCGAAGGGAUGCGGUGGAUCAAUUGAAGAAACUCCAGAGAGAUUCCGAAUCCUGGCUCUCCGAGAAACAAAAGAUGGAGGAGGAGGCUGGCGAGGCGACCGGUCUGAUCCAACAGCUGAGGUCCUCCGUAUCUACCAAGACUCGGGAGAUUUCCGCUUUAGAGGCUCGGGUUCGAACUUUGUCCGAGGAAGUCGAGUCUCUACAAUCUUCUUCAGGUGCUCUCGCUAAGGAGAGGGAUGAUCUGAAGAAAGAAGAGGGGCGUCUCCGCCGGCGAUUGGGUGACUCUGGGAGCUUUUAUUCCCAAGUCAUGACUCAAUACCGGUUGGCGAUCGGGGCAAAGCUGCGGGAGCAGAAUCCUGGCGUCGAUCUUUCUGGAGUCAAUCAGUUGGAUCCUGCUUCUUUAGCGAAGGAGGUGAAGGCGAAGCUUGAUAAGCAGAAGCAAGACGCUUUGAAUAAGGCUUAGUUUUUAUUUUCUCCUUUUUGUAUU
Messenger RNA from Mercurialis annua (annual mercury), 906 nucleotides. RefSeq lists its product as uncharacterized. Bases 1 to 882 code for a protein of 293 amino acids. The transcript has 3 exons. The record is from RefSeq and is a predicted model, not a curated record. Lineage: Eukaryota; Viridiplantae; Streptophyta; Magnoliopsida; Malpighiales; Euphorbiaceae.